Messenger RNA from Trichoderma aggressivum f. europaeum, 1614 nucleotides. RefSeq lists its product as uncharacterized. The transcript has 2 exons. The record is from RefSeq and is a predicted model, not a curated record. NCBI's taxonomy places the organism in Eukaryota, Fungi, Ascomycota, Sordariomycetes, Hypocreales, Hypocreaceae. The coding region runs from base 1 to 1614 and encodes 537 amino acids. Gene Ontology annotation, biological process: xenobiotic detoxification by transmembrane export across the plasma membrane. Gene Ontology annotation, cellular component: plasma membrane. Gene Ontology annotation, molecular function: fluconazole transmembrane transporter activity.
AUGGCUUCCCUCUUUCGUGAUACGACAUUUGGUGCAAUAGUUCGAUGGACAACCAAGCGCAAUUAUCUCAAAUAUCCCGAGGAGCUAUCAUCAUUCCAUUGUCCACACUUGUAUAUGAAUGCCGGUUCGGCAGAGACAGAGACAACAGAGUCACAUGGUCUUGAGGCCGCCAAUCAAUCCGAAGAGGACCUCAGAACUCAUGGACGGACUCAUUCAGUUGCACCACCAUCUGUAGAUACCUCUACACAAUCGUCAGAGGGAAGCGAUCUUGAUGACCAAAGUCUUUCCAAAAUUGUUUCUCGACCACAACUGUCUCAAGUCGGGACGUUAGCCAGUCUGCAAGAGGCAUAUACAGCAGCAACACUCCAGGAAAACGUGAGAUCGCAUCCUGCUGCAAUUCAUCCAAAGAAAACAGAAACUGGAAUCACUUUGGUUGAUUGGUAUUCGACGGAUGAUGAAGAAAAUCCCCAAAAUUGGUCAUCCAAAAAGAAGUUGUUUGUGGUUCUCCAGAUCUAUCUUUACACUCUUGCUGUCUAUAUCGGAUCUGCCAUCAUAACGCCAUCUCAGCCCUAUAUCGAGGCUCAAUUCGGCGUAAAGCCAGAAGUUGCUUCAAUGGGACUUUCUCUCUAUGUUCUUGGCUAUGGCAUCGGACCUUUAGUCUUCUCACCCCUCUCCGAGAUUCCAGCCAUCGGACGCAAUCCACCGUAUAUUAUUACGUUUGGCAUCUUCAUUGCGAUUUCGGCUGGCACUGCGGUGGUCAACAACUUUCCUGCAUUAAUCGUCUUGCGCUUUCUGCAGGGAUUCUUCGGCUCUCCUUGUUUAGCGACUGGUGGAGCAUCUUUUGGUGAUAUUUACAACCUCGUUAAGCUACCAUACGCGCUCACAGGCUGGGCUGCAUUCGCAACUGCUGGCCCAGCUAUUGGACCAAUAUUAUCUGGCUUCUCUGUUCCGGCCACAAACUGGCAUUGGUCAUUAUGGAUAAUUCUUUGGCUUGCUAGCCCUGUCUUUGUUCUCAUGUUCUUUUUCCUGCCAGAGACAUCCACACCGACUAUUCUUCUGCGGCGUGCCCAGCGUCUCCGCAGGCUCACCAAGAAGAAUAACUUACAAUCUCAAUCCGAAAUUGACCAAGCCAAACUCACUGUUAAUGAAGUUGUCAUACAAAGUCUCUGGAGGCCUCUCCAAAUCAAUUUAUUUGACCCUUCCGUACUUUUCACAAGCUUGUAUAUCGGUCUCAUGUAUGGCAUCUUCUAUUCUUUCUUCGAAGUCUUUCCAUUUGUAUAUGCGACAGGCCUCCCAGGCCGCGCCUCUCCAACAAACGGUUAUGGCAUGAACGCUGGCGAAAUCGGUUUAAUAUUCCUAUCCAUCACUGUUGGCGUAUCUAUCUCUAUUGUCUGCUACGUUGCAUAUCUCAAAUUCGUCUUUGAGCCUGAGAUUAAGACGCAGGGCCUUGGGGAGCCAGAGCGGCGACUAAUAUGUGGCCUUCCUGCGAGCUUUCUUGUCCCAAUGGGCCUUUUUGUUUUUGGGUGGACAGGGAAUUCCAGUCCGAAAAUCCCCUGGAUUGUUCCUACUAUCGGUGUCACGAUAUUCGUGCGCCAGUUUGUUUGCGGCAAAUGA